CUUUCAGUCAGGCUGUACCUGGUAGAGCUCAUGGUAAAGGCUUUGGAUUAGUCCUGGCUGGUGGUAAGGACAUUGACGCCAAUGGGUACCCAGAUUUAAGUGUUGGUGAUUUGAGCGGAUCUGAAGUGAUGAGUAUCAGAAGCAGUCCUAUCGUUAGUGUAGAGGUUGAGCUACUGGAGACCGACCUGACCAUUAAUUAUGCUGAAAAGAAUUGCAUUAUUAACAACAUUGAACUUGUCUGUUUCAACAUCACUCCAUGCUUUACUCUUACUACUGUUCAUGGCAAUGUACCAAAUUUCAAAUUCAAGUACAGUCUAUCAGUUGAUCCAGUUACUAGGCGUGUUGGUCUUGCUGAUAAUCUUGAGUCGAACGUAGUGACUCGUGAAGUUGUAUUGAGUGUUAACAGUGGCAGUAGAACCUGCACAAACACUAGUACCUAUGUACUCCAGCCUGAUUUCUCAAACACUGAUCCAUUUCCGUUAAGCAUUUCAGUGAGUAAUCCUAAUACACUCCUUCCACUGGUCACUCCAGAAGACACACAAUAUGGAGGACCACUUCAUCCUAUACUAAACCAAAAGGAGUCAAACAACUUUGAAAAACAGAUCGUUCCAGAGUUUGUUUUAAAUUGUGGCUCAGAUAGAGUGUGUGACCCAGAGUAUGAGAUUGAUGUUGAACUCAUUGGAGAAACGGAUACUGUUCCAUUGGCAGCUGCUUACACUUUUGGUGUUCAAGUUAUGUUAAAUGUGACCGAGGAGGACAGUCUUGCCCUGUCACUGGUUGCACUCAUACCACCAGGGAUACAGUUUGCCAGCUCA
This is a messenger RNA of Amphimedon queenslandica, 815 nucleotides long. Its product is annotated as integrin alpha-5-like. The record is from RefSeq and is a predicted model, not a curated record. Gene Ontology annotation, molecular function: integrin binding. Gene Ontology annotation, biological process: cell-matrix adhesion; integrin-mediated signaling pathway; cell adhesion mediated by integrin. Lineage: Eukaryota; Metazoa; Porifera; Demospongiae; Haplosclerida; Niphatidae. The annotation marks the transcript as partial. Gene Ontology annotation, cellular component: external side of plasma membrane; integrin complex. The transcript is spliced from 8 exons.